CAUGUUUAUCUAAUUGAUUUCUCACAACAGGAUCGGUAUUUAAACAUACCACAGUAAUUUCACUUCACUGUUUACUUCGAUCAACGGUUUUCAAAAUGGAUUUAAAACGUCAGUUUAUUUUUACAGCAAUGCUAUUACUUACUUUUAUAUUUUUUGGGACUGUCUCAAGUCAAACCUAUGAAAAUGCGACUAAUUUAAGGUCAGCUCUGUUGUCUAACUAUCAUAAAGAUGUUCGACCAAUGAACAAUCAGUCUGAUAUAUUACAUGUUAACGUGACACUGGAUUUAUUUGGAAUACCUGAGGUGGAUGACGUCAAGGGUGUUAUAACCAUUACUGUAGCGACACAAUGUGUGUGGAUAGAUGAGCGCAUGACAUGGAACCCCUCGGAUUACGGUGGUAUUUCUAAAAUACCAAUUCUUAUAAGCGAAAUUUGGACACCUUCCAUAUCACUGGGAACACCAGUCGAAUUCGCAACAAUGGGCUCAUCAAACAAUCAUGUUAUAUUCUACGCUAAUGGUCUUGCUGUGUUUUAUCCAGGAGCUGUCUUGAAAAGUUCGUGUGGAUUUAAUAUGAAAUUUUGGCCAUUCGAUAAACAAGUAUGUGAAGUUGGAUUCUUUUCAUUGGACUAUGGCCUUGAUCAAGUUUUAUUUUCAAUUCCUCUUGGGGUGAGAACAACUUCCUACACUCCAAACACAGAAUGGACGCUCGAGAAAACGGAACAUUACGUCUCGAACGGAACUGCAUUUUCAAUGGCAAAAUUUAGAUUUAAAUUCAAACGACAAUCGCUUUUCUAUGUACUAACAAUUAUUUUACCUAUAAAUGGGAUCGCAGGACUGACUUGUCUUGUUUUUCUUCUACCGAGUGAGUCUGGAGAACGAGUUAGCUAUGCAAUAACAAUCAUGCUUUCACUUGCUGUUUUCUUGACUGUUGUAUCUGCUGAAAUGCCAAAAUCUUCCGAACCUAUCUCGUUAAUGUGUUGUUAUAUCCUUGUUGGAAUAUGCGUGAGUGUUAUCGGAACUGUUUUAGCCAUUCUGAAUUUAGCCAUCUACCACAGAAACGAGAACAUUCCAAAGCGACAGUGGUAUAUUUCACUUGUUCUUUUCACACGAUGCAAAAGGCACAGCAACAAAGUUCAAGAUGAACCGGAAGAAACAGAUGACCUAAAAGUUACAAAGUACACAGACGUAUCUAAACAACUGUUCGUUAAAACGAAAAGCAAGACCAAUGUUUUGUCUGUAAAGUCAGUUACACCUGAGCAUGCACAUCAAGAUGACAUAACCUGGCAUGAUGUUAGUUGUGCUAUUGAUAAAUUGUUGUUUUAUGCAAUGAUACUCCUUACUUAUAUACCAUCCAUUGGUUUCCUGAUAUAUCUCGGAGCAGCCUCUGAUUAUCAAAAAUGAUAAACAUAUUGAUGCACACUUUGACAGAACGUUACUCAUAUAUCGACAAUCACAACUUGUUUUUGGACUACCCCAUAAUUUCAACCUGAGUUUAUUUCAUUGUAUCUCUAUUAUAAUUCCAUAACAGGUAUUAUGCACGCUAUACUUUUAAAUAACAGCUACUGGACUUUUAUAAUAACUCCUUAUGUAAGAUUUUAUUCUACAAGUUGAAGGGCCUCACUCGCACUAGUAGCGAGUUUUAUAACUAAACAUUUUUAGAAAAUAAUUGCUCUCUUAAAUUAUCACGUGCACUUAUGAUUACUGUUAAAUUAUCGAGCGAUACAUUUUUAUCUUAACAUGUGAUUGUUAAAUUUUAACAUAUGAUAUCAAAUAUUUAGUGGCAGCUUCACGAAGUCUAUUUAGGACAUAGUCGGAAUUAGAUGAAAAUUAAAGUUGAUUUAUUUUUAUUUUUCGUUUACUCUUCGACGUAGGCAUUACAAACAUGUGACAAUCAAAACGAUAUUAAUACGAUAUUAAUACUAUCUAAGAAAGAAGUGUGUUUGAAGAGCCCAUAAACAAGCGAAAACUAAAGACGAAACAAAUGAACUUUUGCAAAAUAGGUCCCUUCUCUAUUUACGUAUCUAAUGUCACUUUUUGUCUUCAUUAUGUGACCUUGAUUAUUGAACGGAAAAUAUAUUUUAAUGUUGUGUGAAAAAUAAAUUAAGCAAGAUACAUGUGCAUUUUAACCUACAAUAGCAAUCGGCUGUGUGACGAUGCUUACAUUUCAUAUAUGAUGUCAAAAGCGUGUACAUUAAUUAAAAAAAAGAACUUAUUUAAAUACCUGACAUUCAUAAUAAAACUUUAAACGAACGUCAAACUAGCAAAAUUCAUAUUCAUUUGGAAAGUUGAUAAUUCUCACUGGUUACAGGAAGAGCUUGGUAUAUUAGGUUAAAAGCUAUAAUUUUGCUCCAGCCCUUUUUUACACACGCAUCUAUUUCAGCUGGAUUUUUAUAUGACCAACCAGUUCCUUCGGUGACUGCCUUAAACAGGUUUUACUAUAGCGGUAAUCUUGCAAAUUAAUAUUUAUAUUAGUAAAGCACUCGUUUGUGAAGAAAUACAUAUUAAACAAUAACACCAUAUUAUAUUCUAAGUAAAUGUGGUUCAGAACUUGCGUUUUUACUUUGGCCUGUAUUUGAAUAUUCGAACCGAUGAAACAAUCUUUUUAAUCUUUGUUGGUGUUAUUGUUGUCUUGUAUUCAUGCUUUAGUUAUGAUAUCCGGAUGGGUCUUAUCUUAAUCGUAAAAAGCUGUAAUUAAAUUGUUACUUUGAGUUUUGCAGUUCUGAACAUGGUUGAAUAAGAUCUAAAUAUAUUAUACGGCUUUAUUUUUUAUAUCAAACCUGUACUUCAUAAAGUAAUCAAUUCUUCCAUUCAAUCUAUUAUACAUUAUUAUCACUAUUUUUAUCACAUAAUUGUUUUUGGCAUUUAAUACCUUCAAGAAGCAUUGCACGAGCCCAUUUCCUGUCAUCAAUGCCAGUUAAUUGUUUUGUUUCUUUUUUGUUUCGUUCGGAGUCGCAACGACACAAUGUAUGACAAGUAAACAUAAUUAUCAAAGAUUAUCUGUUAACGUGCCUGUUGUGAAUCGUUCGAUAACGAUGUUGAAUUUCCUUGAAUCAAUUUUCCAUGUUCUUGUUAUCGACCUAAGGCUUGAGGUUUUCCGGUUUUCAAUAUUGGGGGUAAGCCAGUGCAUAAAUUUAUGACAGGCUAUAUAUUGCCUAACAUCUUUCAGAAUAAACACGUUUUUCAUCUUGUGUUUAAAGAAAAAAAUAAAAAAAAUAUAUAUAGUAUUUUGCUGGCGACAUAACAAUGCUUUUUAUCUGUUUAUGCGUGUUCUGACAGCGGUAAGGCAUUGUAGGAUAGCCAUUUCUAAAUUUGUAGACCGAUCUAAUGAAUUCUUCAGCUUUCGAAUAUAUAAUUUUAUAUAAACAAAGUGUUUUUUCUGUGACUGUAUUGUGUUUUAUUAGUUUUCUGCAUACAAACAUUUUAAACUUUUUGCAUUUAAUUCGAUCUUUGUGACAAUCUUGCGUGUAAGAAAGUACAAAUAGUAUUUACAGCUCAUUAAUUCAAUUUAGUCAAGGCUCGUUGUUUUCAUUAUCAGGCUGAAUAUUUGCUCUGCUUUUAUGUAAUUGAAUUAAUUAUUAAUUAACAGUGCGAAAGGGCUGAUUUAAAUCAAACUGUCAGUGUUCUGCUACAUAGUUCUGUGGCAUUAGAUAAACACUGUUUAAUUCAAUACAAUUCACUUUAGAUAUUUGAGUACGCUUUUUAAAAGAUAUUUUUGUCUCUGGGUAUCACUUUAACAAAACUAUAGUAAAAGGUUAAUUGUGUGAUUUUCUGAUCCGACGCCAAAGUGAGCAUGCACACAUUCAAUCACAAAGCAUGUAAAUGCUUUGUGUGCUUUAUGCUUUAUCCAAUUCUUUGGACUGUUGUGAAUAGGUAAACUCAAUUCCUAAAUGUUGUGGAAAUUCCAGUUCAGUAACAUUUAUUCCUGCACACCAGACUGGUUUCAGUUGAUUUUGCCCAUGCCGGCAAGAACACACCUCUCGCUGGUAAAAUGUGAUAAAACUCGAAUACCUUGAUAAUUGCUUUUCGUUAUUUAUAGUAUAUUUCUCGAUUCAAAAAAUACGUCAUGGAAAAAAACUAACGUUCAGUUACAAUAGAUAAAACUAAACGGGAACUUUGUUGUUGCGCAACUAUCAUAUAAUAUACCAUAAAACCAUAGCUAACCUUUACGAAUGAUGUCUUCGAUUAACUCAAAACAUUAUGGUAAAAUCUCUCUCUCUUUUCAUUUUUAAUUAAUUUUGCUCAAAUAUAUCAUAUUAAAGAUGAACAAUGAUCCUGUAUAGUUUUACGAAUAUGUGAAUAAGGUUGAAGAAGUAAGUGGUUAUAUAGAGAUGGUACAUAAGGUUACGUAUACAAUGACAACAACAACAAGAAAUCAAGUGCAAAACUGAAGUGCUUUUGUCACAAUAGCAAUAUUUCAUCAUAGCACCGUGCAGUAAAUACGGGAACUUUUGACAGCGACAUCGGCUUCGCUUCGCAAACGAAGUUUGUAAAACGUUGAGGAAUUCGAUGUCAUAAAAUCCAUAUAGUAUGUUUAUAUUUUUCUCAUAAAUAAUGUUUUCUUUCCUAUACCAUACCUGUAAAUAAUCGGCAGUAAUAAACAAAAAAUGUCUUUGAACAAGUGCGGUUGAAAAUAAAAGAUAAUGCUCAACUUUCCUGUUUGAAUGAUUAUUCAUAAAUCUUGAAGUAAACUAUAUUUUUGGGAAGCACAUCCGAAUCUAUGCAUUCAUUGUUCAGAUAACUAAAUAGCCCGGGAAGAGUUAUCUGUCACUGGCUUCACUUUUCCAAGCAGGACCAAAUUUUUCAGAUUGAAUACUGCCUUUCAGCAUGAAAAAUGAAGUAUGAAAGUUAAACCAAUAUAUAACUAAGGUACUCCGGUUUUAAGUUUUCAACAAAAAGUAAUAUCAGAUGCAGAUUGAAUUUCUAGGUACCAUCUCUAGAUUAUAUAAUUUUGUAAUUUAAGUAACGUAGUUCACGCCAAGAGAUUCUUUUGGUAAACGUCUUUCGAGCCGAUCUGCACAAGUGGUUAAAGUUGCUACUGUAACAUCAUUUGUAAACCGCGUGAUUCAUUCUGUAUUGUGUGUAAAUCUAAGAUGGCUUGUUACUCUUCCCAAGUGCCACCCUAUCCUACCAAAUCAUGUUUGAAAUAACACCGAAUGGAGACGUGGAGUCACAAUAUAAUACGUGUACUGGUUAGUUUCAAAUACAAAUAAGACAAUGACAGAUGAUAAACACCUACAUCAUUUUUAAUUAUUGUUAUUAUUCUUUCUUUGUUGUUGUUGUCUUUUUCCUUUUUUAAUACAGGUGAGUUUCUGACAAUGAAUAAAUAGGAAGUAUCUUGCUCUUUUGGUAAACUUUUCUUUCUCCCUAAUCUCUUCCUUCUUUAAGUGCAAAUGAUUUGUGAAAAUCUUUGAAAAUACUUUGUAUGUAUAUUUUUUAAUGUUGUUGUUAUUAUUGUUAUUGUUGUUGUUGUCAACUUUAGAUCAUGCUGUUAAUAAAUAUGCAUAUCAUUUUCAUGCUAUGCACACUUUGUAUGUUACAUUUCUUAAAUGAUACGUUUAUAAAAAACAUUUUUUAUUUUUAUUAUUAUCUUCAUCAUAAUCAUCAUCACAAUUAUCAAAUUAUAGCUAAUUCCAAUUUUCAGGCAGUUUCUCACGUUGCUCUUACUUUAAAAAAGUGUCAUUAUGCGCAUCUUACCGAACAUAUUGUGUUUUGAUAAAUGUUUUAUGUAUUUUGGUUGCUGUGCAUUUAAAUGUGUUAAAUUAACGAUAAUGCUGCAUAAGUAUUUGAAGCUGGUUAUUUAGAAAUAAAGAAAUUGGACUAAUAAAAUAAUAAUUCUUGUC
This is a messenger RNA of Mercenaria mercenaria, 5839 nucleotides long. RefSeq names its product neuronal acetylcholine receptor subunit beta-3-like. The coding region runs from base 96 to 1400 and encodes 434 amino acids. The transcript has a single exon. Gene Ontology annotation, molecular function: transmembrane signaling receptor activity; neurotransmitter receptor activity; extracellular ligand-gated monoatomic ion channel activity. Gene Ontology annotation, cellular component: neuron projection; synapse; membrane. Gene Ontology annotation, biological process: monoatomic ion transmembrane transport; nervous system process; regulation of membrane potential. Lineage: Eukaryota; Metazoa; Mollusca; Bivalvia; Venerida; Veneridae. The record is from RefSeq and is a predicted model, not a curated record.